This is a messenger RNA of Cuculus canorus (common cuckoo), 5614 nucleotides long. RefSeq names its product Wnt family member 4 (gene WNT4). Gene Ontology annotation, molecular function: cytokine activity; frizzled binding. Gene Ontology annotation, cellular component: extracellular region. Bases 4538 to 5428 code for a protein of 296 amino acids. Gene Ontology annotation, biological process: cell fate commitment; neuron differentiation; canonical Wnt signaling pathway. Lineage: Eukaryota; Metazoa; Chordata; Aves; Cuculiformes; Cuculidae. The transcript is spliced from 5 exons. The record is from RefSeq and is a predicted model, not a curated record.
CCAACCUCAAUGAUCACAAAGUGGAGAUUUGCCUCCGGGUGUUCAGAAAGCCAAGAAGCAUCACUGGCUCAGGACAAGCAGCUGGGUCAUCUUCCUGAUCCCAAACAGUUGUGAUGAGGGAGGCCGGCCACCACCAGCGGCUGGUGCAUGGCUGGAUGGGUGUUCCCUAUGUGCACGUGGUGUGAGGUGUGGGGUCCAGCGUGGAGGGGGACACAGGAUUUGAGCUGUGGGUUCGCCUUUGAGAUCAGGCAGUUGAGCUGCAGCCUUAGGUCUGUAGGCAGGUGAUGGUGAGCGUGGUGAUGCCUCCUCCCAGACACCGCUCUGGCAGCUGUUCGUUGGAGGUGGAGAUGAGGGUGGGAAAAGCAUGGUUUCAGCCAAGAGAUGAAAUGCGCAGUAACUGUGGCAGGAAGGAGUGAGCCAGGGAGCUGCUUUUCUUCCAGGGAAGAAACCAGACAGGCUCCUGGAUGAUGACUUUGUUAAUCAUGAUUUACACUUAGAAGGGAAGGGAAGGCAAAGCAGGGCAUCUAAUCCUGGCAGGGGAAUUCUUGGUCUCUGAGAGGGACAUGUCCUGCUGCAGAGCCAUCAGCCGGAUAAGGGCAGGAUCUCCAGCAGAUCCUGCCAGGGACAUGCGCAGACUAAAUGUGUGUGGUACCUAGGAGCUUGCCUGUGCUGGCACAGGGGAAGUGGGACUAUUCCCGGUAGGGGAUGCCACAAGGAGGACCGUGGGCUCUCUGGCCCACCUAGAGCACCUUUACCUGCCAGUCCUGGGAUGGCAUAGAAUCAUAGAAUCACCAGGUUGGAUCAUCGAGUCCAACCAUUUCUAUCUGCCACCAAACCAUGUCUCCCCAUGCCUUCUCUCUGCUUGGAAGGGGAAAGCAACUAGGAGAAGAUGAUCCCCUUCUCCAUAGUUGCAGGCUGGCUCCUUGCCUGGGCUGUAGCUCUCUCUGCUCACAUCUCGCUUUAUCGUAGAAUCAUAGAAUGUUUUGGGUUGGAAGGGACCUUAAAGAUCAUCAAUUUCCAAACUAUCCUCGUACACUCUUAGUUUUUCCAUCCUAAACGUGCCUUUUCUUGUUCCUUCAAGGAAACCUCUCUGCACAAGGCAUUCUUGGCCCCAAGUACAACCCAAGUCCCUGGCUGACCAUAGGUCCAGCCACAAGAGGCACGCAAGUCCCAGGCGCUGCUGAUCCAGGCUGACUUUGUUUCUCCUUGAGCAGGGAGGAUGUUUGCAGAGGCUGCUGCUCAGAGAGAAGCAGAGCUGAAGUAUCUCUGCAUUUCAAGGCUUGAACAACCUCUAUUGGCCUUGGCCGGGCCGGUAUCCCAGGCAGGUUGAGUAUUUGCUGAGCAGGGUGAAGUUUCUGAGCCCAUCCGACUUCUCAGCGCCUCUGAGUGAUGGAGCAGUGACACCACUGGCCUGGCUCCAACUUACCAUCUACAGCAAAAUAUUCCCAAAAUGAGACAAUACGACCAGUUCUCAUACUUGAAACUCAUUUGUUUAAAUAAAAGAAACACCAGAGAGUUCUGCUUCCUCCAAGACAUCUGGCACAUCUUCCCUGACCUCUAUUGAGACUUUGUCAAUGACUCUAAUUUCCACACCUUCCCACGGCAGGGAAUCUCCUCCCUGCUCCUUCUGUCUCUCUGCUGCAGCUCUUCCAAUGUCUUCUUGUCAUCCCACUGAUUAUAUUCUUCCUCUUCCACCUCUAUUUCUUCCUCCUGAAAUAAUCAUCUUCAUUUUUAUUUAAGCAGAGCUUCCCCCCACCCCAGUCCUUUAAAAGCUUCCUGGGUUUGAGGUUUCCUUCUUUGCCAUCUUGCAGAGUAGAUCAACUGCAGCUGCUUAAAUUAUGGGGCUUCAAUCUUGAUCUCUGUACUGUGGAUGGAAAAAAAAGGAAGGGCUUUCCAUCAGUUUUGUGUUAAAUCAGUGACUUUUAUUAAAAGAAGGCUUGUUCCGUGAGCAACUUGUCUGGAUUUAAAGAGAGGAACAUAAAUGCCAUGAUGAAGCAAGACAGAACUUGAACAAAUGGCUUGGGCAGCACCCCUUGAAAUGUUCUUUGUCCGGGUUUGGAAAAGGAAGAAAAUAUCAUUUUUGGGUGAUUUUUUUUCCCCACAGGCAGGGCUGUUUUGGGGCUGCAUGCGAGAUGUAAGCCAUAACCUACAGCUCUGUGCAGCAAUCGGGAGGUGAUACCAGGACAGAGAUCCACACCGAGAGCUUGCAGAGGGCAGGAAUGGUUGGGUUUCCUCCUGUCGUGCCUGUCUUGCUGUGUCCUGGGUAGACUAAGGCUUUGCCUGCGCUUUCUGCCACCCCAGUCCAGGAAAAUGAAGUUUGGAUCAAGGUCCUCAUUAAGGACCAGGCGCAGUGCUGGAGUCAGGUUUCCAUGGUGACCGUGGGAUGCUGCGGAUGGGUUUGGUACUUUGCUCGGGCUCUCCAGCCCUGAGAAACACUGUGCGUCGCUGGGUAGAAGCAUCUUUGAAUCCUGGUGGGAGCAGAGUCAUUUCCUGGCUUUUAUCACACCCUUCAGCUAUCCCAGAGAGGAGAAAAGAGGUGAGAUGCUCCUGCCCAGUGCCUCUGAAUGUGUUGUACAGCGAUGCCAUGUGAAAAUGUCAAAGCUGAAGUCGUACUGUAAGCAUCCUCCUUACAUCCUUGAGUCAACCUCUGGAUCCUUUCUGGACCAGGAACCAGGAUGGGAGCCUCGUGCCCCAAAAAAAAAUGCCUUUUUUGAAGGCAGGAGUGGUACUCAUGGGAUGUAGAGACUGGAGCAAGCUGGGAACCUGAUGGGGCCACGGAACUUUAGGGAGAGUUGCCUCUAAUCCCCAGGGAGAGGCAGACACACAUGGGCUGAGGAGGGAUGCUGGCACACAGAGGAUCUGUCAUAGGGAAGAGAGGCCAGAGCACCAUUCUGGAUAACUUCAUCUUAUUUGCCUGCUUUGCAAAACAAAUUACCAGACCUGUUCUUGGAGAGCUGUACCUAUCUUUGAAGCAUCCUUGGCCUUCGUUUCAUCAUCCCGAACAGCAUUAAAUGCUUGUUGGGGAGGCAUCUUAUCAGGCGCAUCUACUUGGAAAGGCUUGAAAGGCUCUUGUCACGCUUCUUUCCAUGUGUGCUUGGAAUUUAUAGCUCCCCAUUCUCUGGAGAAUUGCACCGAGCUGGGAAAUGUGUUAGAAAAGGAGACGGUGCCCCCAUCCUGAGCAGCGCUGGUAUUCGUGGGGCGGUUACACCUGUGGCACGGCUUUCUCCUGCCAGGGUGCUGCAGCCCGGCUGGGCACUGGCUCACCAGCAGGAUUGAUGCUGCUUUGCUGGUCCUGUAGGCAUAAAUGAUGUCUAAGUAGAAGGAGGAGGGGAAAGCCAAAUCAGCACAAAGGGGACCAUACUUGAGGCAGGAUCUGGUUUUCUUAGCUUCCAGGCCCAAAGCUGAUCAACCAAGCCCUGAUGCCUUGGGAUGAAUCUUCCUGCUUGACUCUUUGGGAGCUUCUCCAUGCUCAAACCAGAACAACGGCUGGACCUGGGAGGGGACAGGGCUGGCACAGUCACCCCCGGGACUGCUCAACAUCAAAGCUCCCCAGGGUGGUUUGCUGCCUUCAUCCCAGGUCAGCCGAGCGCAGGGAGAUGCAGAGCAGCGACUGUCACACCCCGUGUGCGGGACUGCAGCACAGGGACGGGGACACUUAGUGCACUCUGUGAGGCCAAGAGAAAGGUGGAGGCUCUGGAUUUGGCCGCAGUGGGGGUUCCAAGCCAGCUGCAUGCAUGCGGCAGCCGCGCAGCCGGUCCUCUGCAAACGGCGCAGUGCCCUUGCAGGAGCAGAAAGCCCUGGGCAAAGGUGUUUGGCUAUUAUAAAGGCUAGAAAAGAACUUGGCUUUGGAACCACGGCAGCCUGCCACUUCCCGCUAUCCAAGAGGCAUUGCAUCGAGUGAUCUCCAUGCACAAGGAAAACUGAAUGCUGUUGACAGUGAGCCAUGCAGACUCCCUACGGACAGUGCAAGCCAAGCCGGCUUUCUCACUGUCUCCCACGGCCCCCCCAGUUGUCAGCGUGAAACCAAGCUGGUGAAUAUUUCUGCUGAUGCACAGAAGAGAAAAUCCCAUUCUCUCCUCCUGGGGCAGCCUGGCAGGGCUAAUGGGAGGAAGAGGCUGUGACAACUUGAUUUUGUGGCUGAAGUCAGCAAAUCUGGCUCCCGGGACACAUGGGAACAGGCAGGGAGCAGGAGCCACUUUUGCGCAGUCACUUCUUGGAGGCGAGCAGGGCUUCAAAGGAAAAAUCCUUAGCAGGAUGUCGCAACUUGGGAGGAGGAGGAAAGAAAAAAAAACAAGCAAACAAAAAAACCCACAAGAUCUGUAGGGCUGGGAAAUGCAGCGUCAAGGGAUGAGGUUUUUCAGAAAGCCUUCGCUCGGCACUCGCGUCUCGUGGUGAGGCAGCAGCGCGAGCUGACGCUGGCGAUUCCUGAGGAUGUUCAAGCAACCUGCGGUACCUGGCGAAGCUGUCUUCAGUAGGGAGCAUCUCCGAGGAGGAGACCUGCGAGAAGCUGAAGGGCUUGAUCCAGCGCCAGGUGCAGAUGUGCAAGAGGAACCUAGAGGUGAUGGACUCAGUGCGGCGCGGAGCCCAGCUGGCCAUCGAGGAAUGCCAGUACCAGUUCCGCAACCGCCGCUGGAACUGCUCCACACUGGACACCCUGCCUGUCUUCGGCAAGGUGGUAACGCAAGGGACGCGGGAGGCAGCGUUCGUCUAUGCCAUCUCUUCGGCAGGGGUGGCCUUCGCCGUGACCCGAGCCUGCAGCAGCGGCGAGCUGGACAAGUGUGGAUGUGACCGCACGGUGCAGGGGGGCAGCCCACAGGGCUUCCAGUGGUCGGGCUGCUCCGAUAACAUCGCCUAUGGUGUGGCCUUUUCACAGUCCUUCGUCGACGUCCGCGAAAGGAGCAAAGGGGCUUCUUCUAACAGAGCAUUGAUGAACCUCCACAACAAUGAGGCAGGGAGGAAGGCAAUCCUGAACAACAUGCGGGUGGAGUGCAAGUGCCACGGCGUGUCGGGCUCGUGUGAGUUCAAGACGUGCUGGAAAGCCAUGCCCCCCUUCCGCAAAGUGGGCAAUGUCCUGAAGGAGAAAUUCGACGGCGCCACGGAGGUCGAACAGAGUGAGAUUGGAUCCACCAAAGUGCUGGUGCCGAAAAACUCCCAGUUCAAGCCACACACGGAUGAGGACCUCGUCUAUCUGGACUCCAGUCCUGACUUCUGUGACCACGACCUCAAGAACGGGGUGCUGGGCACCAGCGGCCGGCACUGCAACAAGACCUCCAAGGCUAUUGACGGCUGCGAGCUGAUGUGCUGCGGCCGGGGCUUUCAUACGGACGAGGUGGAGGUUGUGGAAAGGUGCAGUUGCAAAUUCCACUGGUGCUGCUCCGUCAAGUGCAAACCCUGCCAUCGAGUGGUGGAAAUCCACACCUGCCGGUGAUGCACAGCGGAGGGCAUCCAUCCGUCCCCCUCUCUAACUGACCCUGCUUCUCCCUUUGCCCACAGCCAGGACUGAGGAAGUAACCCAGACGCUGCAGGGAGAGCAAAGCUCCGUACAGAGACAGAGCCCCAGAGGAAAGCAGAUUUUAAAGAAAAAAAAAUAUUUAAAGUUUCAAAAAAUCGAUCA